AGCCGCCGGCUCCGACAGGGCCCGGCGUGCUCCGGGCCGCGGCUGCGGCCGCGGCCGCGCGCCCCGCCGGGGCGCGGGGGGCAGGUCGGGGACCCGACAUCAUAACCCUUGGGUACCCUUCGAGCUCGCGCUGGGUCGGGGAUGACCGGCAGCUUCGCGCUCGAGGCGGCGGACGCCGGCUUCGGCCCGGGCAGCAGUCACCCCCUGGCCCCGGCACAGGACGCCGGGGCCGCCGCCCCGGCGGUGGCCAGCGGAGCCGCGUCCGUGGCGGGCGUUCCCGCGGCGGCCGUCCAGGUGGCGGGCGGCCCACCGCCGCUCCUGGACAGUGGGCCCUUCCAGUUCCAGGUUCCGAACAUAGAGGCGCACGGCGGCGCGAUUGGGCCGCCGGGGCGGCCGCUGACACCGCUGAUGCAGGCGGGGCACCCCUCGUCGCCUGUUUGUCACAUCGCUGUCCACAUGUUGUGAUGCCUGGGAGGUUAUGAUCAGCAUCUGAGCUGGUACAUGCGCGG
Molecule: messenger RNA, 509 nt
Organism: Prorocentrum cordatum
Lineage: Eukaryota; Dinophyceae; Prorocentrales; Prorocentraceae
Source: the annotation of a GenBank genome assembly